AUGGAGGACGAAGACACCAACUUGAAUGCUGCAGCGCGAGUUCUGGGCAUCGUCGAGCUACUGGAACGAAUCCUUUCCUACCUGCCGAUGUUCAAACUCUUCGUUUUGCAGAGCACCAACAUGACAUUCCACAACACCAUCCAAAACUCCCUCCAGCUCCGACGAACCAUGUUUCUCACUCCAGAUCCACCGCCAGGCCGAGAUCUAUGCUCGAGAGUCUUCAACCCACUUCUAGAAUCCACCGCUUUCGCCCCCCGAAACCAGGACAAGAGAUUCGCGAAGAAAGCUUUCAUUUCCCAAUCCUCUUCUUCUUCUGGGUUCGGUUUCAGUGUACAUUCCGAAGUCUCUCCCGAUAUCUACGAAGCGCCAGACAUCGGCCAGCCAGCCGAGUUUUCCACCCUCUUGGCGUGGCACUCUGACCUGCUCUACAAACGUUCCCUCCCCCGACACCCGGACAUCAUCGAAUCGUGGCAAUACAUGGUCCCAGUCCAGCCCGCUCUAAAAGCGAUCCCCAUCAAACUCUUCCGUCUCUACCAACGGCGUGGAAAGCAUCGCAUGAGGAACUUCAUGACUGCGAAACGCUUCGUCGUUACCGAGAACCCCGUCUCCGGAGGAGGACCCAUCCGAUUACAGGAUCUCUACGAAUCACUCGGUAGGAAAUAUGAAAGGAGCUGGAUGUUGAAGUAUGGGGCCCCAAGGGAGGAAGAAGCCAAGGAAGAUGAUGUGGAAUUGAGUCCGGCCGAGGAGGACGAUGUCUUGGACGAUUUCGAUUUUGAUACUUUUCUGAAUCAGCCAGGGUAUCAGGAUCCUGGGUCUCCUGCUCUCGAUUUGGGCACGAAUUUGGAUGCGGGACUUCGUGCUGUGGAGGACGUUGGCGGGCUGCAAUAUGACCUUUGCGGACUGGUCGGGCUGUAG
Molecule: messenger RNA, 915 nt
Organism: Lecanosticta acicola
Lineage: Eukaryota; Fungi; Ascomycota; Dothideomycetes; Mycosphaerellales; Mycosphaerellaceae
Source: the annotation of a GenBank genome assembly